This is a messenger RNA of Hirundo rustica (Barn swallow), 1468 nucleotides long. It is a transcript of the gene NUDT2, whose product is annotated as nudix hydrolase 2. Lineage: Eukaryota; Metazoa; Chordata; Aves; Passeriformes; Hirundinidae. Gene Ontology annotation, molecular function: bis(5'-nucleosyl)-tetraphosphatase (asymmetrical) activity. The transcript has 3 exons. Gene Ontology annotation, biological process: AMP biosynthetic process; ATP biosynthetic process. The record is from RefSeq and is a predicted model, not a curated record. Bases 434 to 880 code for a protein of 148 amino acids.
GUGGGAAUUGACCAGAUUUGUAACAUGGGUUGCUCGUCUCCAUUGCUUUCCCUCUUUUUCUCUGUAGGACUGCUCAUGCUAGCUGCAUAGCUUAUCGCUGACAAUAUUUAUCACUUAAGAUGUGUGUUCCUUAUUGUUUACAUCAAAUCAGUGCUUAACACACGUGCCAAGAAGCUUUUAGUUUUGUAUGUCAGCCUUAUGUCUAGGCGAGACAGCAGAGAGCCUGUCCUUUGUCAUUCAUUUUCUCAGCUUUGCCCCUGAUUUGCAGAGGAGUUCAGUGCUCCAGGGAAACUUUCCAGAAUGAUUAUUUCCAUAUGCCAGUUCCAAUAAUGUUGAGAUAUUACUUCUGUGCAGAGUUUUGCAGUGGAGAAGUUCCAGAGUGUUAAUCCGUGGCUUUCCUUUUGCUUGCUCCUGGUGUGGUUGGCAGAGGGGAAUGGCUGUGAGAGCCUGUGGCUUGAUCAUCUACAGGAGGCUGCAACCAGCACCGUCCUCUAAGGUCACUGACAGCAUCGAGUACCUCCUGCUUCAGACAUCCUACGGGACCCACCACUGGACCCCACCCAAAGGCCAUGUGGACCCAGGGGAGGAUGACCUGCAGACAGCCUUCCGGGAAACACAGGAGGAGGCUGGUCUGCAGGCCAGCCAGCUCACCCUCAUCGAGGGCUACAAGAAAGAGCUGCACUACCCUGUCCGUGGCAAGCCUAAGACCGUCGUGUACUGGCUGGCAGAAAUGAAGGACUGCAACACAGAAAUUAAACUGUCAGAGGAGCACCAAGCUUUCCAGUGGCUGAAGCUGGAGGAUGCCUGCAAAUUUGCGGAAUAUGAGGAUAUGCAAGCAACGCUGAAAGAAGUGCAUCAGUUUCUCUGCUCCAGAGAAUAAGUGUUUUUGUGAAGUAUAAGGGGAUUUCUUGAGGAGACAGGUCUGCUUUUUAUGUUUCAAACUGGAGAAAGCAUUAUAUGAUUGCAGAAAUGUAGCUUUUUUUUUUUUUUUUUUAAUCUGUAGAGAUUCAGUGAGAAUACAUGGAGCUUUUAAAGAAAUUGUGCUUUUGUCUCUAGCUAGCACAAAAAAGCAUAGUCUGAUUGAACCAUAAGCCAUAGAUGUCUGAAUUGAAGCCCAGAGCUAACAAAAGACUUCUUGUGUCUUUUUCUUUUUCUUUUUUUCCCCCCUUUCUUUUGCUUCCUUGAAGUGCUGAACAACCAUUUCAGGUAUUUUUGAAAAAUGAAACACUUGAUAGAUUUUGACUUGCUGAUGUAAAGCUAGAGAGUUGGGAAAAUGAGCAUAUGGGGAUUUUUAAUAACAAAACACUUACUGCAGAAGUCAUACUUUGAAUUUCAAAUGAGAAAGCAGUAGUUCUAUUGCCACCUCUUUCAGUGAUAUGCAGUGAUAACUUGUCAUAUCAUUUCAGGUCUUUUUUGUUUGUAUCAUGUAUUUAUGUACAGCCCUAAUGUACUGUUGUGAGAAUAUUUU